Zea mays is the source of this 1001-nucleotide messenger RNA. RefSeq lists its product as uncharacterized. The record is from RefSeq and is a predicted model, not a curated record. The transcript is spliced from 4 exons. Lineage: Eukaryota; Viridiplantae; Streptophyta; Magnoliopsida; Poales; Poaceae. Bases 192 to 662 code for a protein of 156 amino acids.
GUCUUGGCCCAUCUUCCACCAUCUCUUUACUUACAUUCUGGUCUGCGGGGCAGCCGACCUCACCGACGGCGGAAUGACAAAAAGGACAAUAUCAACGACGCCGCGCGCUUCAACGCCACAGCCCAUCCUCUGAGACAAAAUAGGAUAAGGAGACCCACCCGGCACGACUGCUCUCCGCACCCGCAACGCCCAUGGCGUUCGCCGCCGUCCUCCGCGCCCGCCUCCUCCCGGUGCCCACUCCGCUAUCCAGCUCCUCGCCGCCGCCAUUCUUCGCCCCUUCGGCCUACGUCCGCGUACCGCGCCUCACAGCAGCAGCAGCGCGCACCGUACGGUACCGACGACGGGGCGGGCGGCCUCACCGCGCGGCCGCGGCGAUUACAGCGUCACUCGACCUGACCGAGGACAACGUCCGGGUGGCCCUAGACGAAGCCAAAUCCGAGCUAGGGCAGCUGUUCGACACGUCGGUGGGCAUCACAGGGCAAGUUGACCUCGCGGAGUUGGACGGGCCGUUCGUGAAGCUCCGGCUCAAGGGCAAGUUCUGGCACACCCGCGCCACCGUGGUCGCGCGGAUCGGAAACUACCUCAAGAACCGCAUUCCGGAAAUUUUGGAGGUGGAGAUCGAGGACGAGAAACAGCUGGAUGAUAGUCCCGCUGCUUUCUGAGGGGUACCGCACGAUCACCAAUUUAGUUCAAUGCUGUGUGUGAUUCAUCAGUAUGUGCCAAUUGUGAGGUUCAGGAGAAGGGACACGUUUUCAGUUUUCAGAAUUAGUACUGGUUCAGGGAGAAUUCUUAUCGGAGGCUACCUUUCGUACACAGUUAAGUAUGGUACUCCUUACUCUGCUAAUGUCAAAACUACAGACUUAUGAACACAUGAAUUCCAAUCAACAUUUUCUGGCUGACAUGACAAGAGCAUUCAUCAUCCUCGAUGUGUAAAGCUGAAUCUAUGGAUCUGAGUCUGAAGGAGCGAAUAUACAGACCUGAAUUUUCUGUAUUUCCCAUAA